UUGAACAGUAUGAACAAUUUUGCGUCGAGUGCACUGUCUUAUGUAUUAAAGCAGUCCAAGCUCACGGGGCGUGCACCUAUAUUCAUGGUUCGAUACGGGAGGAAGUCGGGUGGUAUUCAGCCCCUUAUUCUGGCCCCUUGUUCAUCAUGCAACGGGAAGUACGGUCCCUUAAAUGAAACGCAGCAAGAAAAGAUGACGGUUCUUGAGGGACUUCCUGGAGACUGGCGUAGCCGGAGAUCAAACUGCUCACGUCCUGGUGAGCAGUCUGAGAACCAUACUGCAGAAGAUUUGGAACGAAAACAAAAUACCAGCCGAAUGGAGCUCCUCGACCGCAAAUCACAGCCACCAGGGGGGCCGCAUGGGUCGGAGACCUCAGGGGGGCCGUCGACAUAUUCGGGUUCGAUGGACGGUUUCCCAGAUGAUGUCAGAGAACAACCCGGUGGUGGAGGUGGAGAUGGCAGCGGCGGUUCUUUUAUCAAAUGCAGUAAAUGCGGGGGUCCUUUGCGAGCGAUCGAGCCUACCAGUUCAUAUGUCUCUCGCUUCAUGAAAUGUGAUGCUUGUCAUCAGCUGUACACACUCAUUGACAAAUCAGCACUCAAAGUUUUCGGUGCCCCCGAGGAAACGCAGUCAUUCCCGCCACCACCGCCCAUUCCCAAACAGAUUCAUGCCUAUCUGGAUCGUUUCGUAGUAGGUCAAGAUCGUGCCAAACGGGUUCUUGCUGUUCAGGUCUAUGCACACUACAAUCGCAUCAACCACAAUAACCUCGUAUCAGCUUCAGAGGGAUCUUCCAUCGGACCACAGUCGGCAAAUACCACCAAUACAGGAUCUGCAACGUCUAGCCACUCGAAACAUCCUAACAACAGUCCUUAUAUCCCUGGAGUGACUUCGCCCCCAACCAGUUCAGGAGGGUCACAUUCUCCUGGAUCGGGACAGGGCUCUUCUCUAGACAAUUUUCGACUUCCUGGUGCAUCGCAAAAUUCGGCACACGUGCCUCCGGGGGCUCUUUCGGGACCGGGUACAUCUGUGACAGAAGAAUCCGUGGCCGAGACUAUCAGGCAAUGCCCAAGCGUGUGCGCGAAACCCGGAGCCGUAAUUCCAGUGGUCGGUCAGGCGCAGACUCCGGGACCACAACCUGCAGUGUCUGCCGGCAACCGAAGAUUAACUCCAUCGUCCCUAAUUCUCCACCCGGUUCCCUCAGUUGCCUCUAUGAGAAAAGGUUCGCUAGUGUUUCGCUCGAUGUGGCCCGUUGCUGUUCACCAAGUUAAUUGUGCACUGUUACUACUUUCCUUUCUUUGGGAAGGUUCCUCGUUUGUGUCUCUCCAAAUUAGUCUUUCUUUCCUUCUCCCGCCAGAACUUUUCAAUAUUCUACGAAGCGGUACCCUCGGAAAUUCCAAAAGUGGAUCGGGAUCUUCCUCAGGUUCACUUUCUUUUCCCUUCAUUUCCGACGCCUCUCACGAAGGACAGAGUGAAGCUGACAAACGUCGUCGAGGGUCUGGCAUACUCUCGGAUGACUCGGACCAGCCAGUUAAGUUGGAGAAGAGCAACAUCGUUCUACUAGGUCCAACAGGAUCAGGCAAAACCCUCCUUGCCCAAACGUUGGCUCACUGUCUUGACGUUCCAUUUGCAAUCUGUGAUUGCACCACGCUUACCCAAGCUGGCUACGUUGGUGAAGACAUCGAGUCUGUGAUAUCCAAACUUUUGCAAGAUGCCAACUUCAAUGUCGAACGGGCCCAACAAGGUAUUGUGUUUUUGGACGAAGUGGACAAAAUCAGCAGCAAAGCAGGUUUUUUGCAUUCCAUCCGGGAUGUUGGUGGAGAGGGUGUCCAACAGGGAAUGCUAAAACUCCUCGAGGGUUCGAUUGUGAACGUUCCCGAUGGGAAGGGCUCAAGGAAGCUGCGUGGAGAAACUGUCCAAGUGGACACGACGAAUAUUUUGUUCAUCGCCUCCGGAGCGUUCAAUGGUCUUGACAAAAUAGUCGGACGCCGGAAACACAAAAAGACCGUCGGAUUUGCAGAUCUUAGUUCUCUUCCCGAUCCCCAUCAACCGCGGGCGGAAGUGAAUCCAGAGCGUGAGGGUUUAGACAGCUUGUUCAACUCAUUCGAGUCCAGCGCGACGGAGGAGAAUGCCGAACGAGAUCGAUUGUUGGAAGAGGUCGAGGCCAGAGAUCUCAUCGACUUCGGAAUCAUCCCCGAAUUUGUUGGACGAUUCCCUAUCAUUACAGUCCUACACUCGUUGAACGAAGAGAUGUUGGUCCGAAUCUUGACGGAGCCUCGCAACGCGUUGCUGAAACAAUAUCAACUUCUUUUCAGCAUUGACAAGUGCGAAUUGAAAGUCACUCCAUCAGCACUCAGGGCGAUUGCAAGAGAAGCUUUGUCUCAGCGAACUGGUGCCCGUGGUCUACGAUCAAUACUGGAACGGUUACUACUUCCGGCGCGCUAUGAAGUACCUGGCUCAGACAUCGCUUCUGUCGUUAUCACCGAGGACGUUGUGUAUGGUCGUGAGCCUGCAAUAUAUGGCUACAGAUCCGCCUCGUCCGCAUCUGGGAUGUAAAGUCUCACCGUGUUGUUUGUGUGUAAGCUGUCGUGCUCUGUCCGGAAGUUCGUAACAGAUGCCCCCAUUAUUAUGGGCGAAUAUUUGGGUCCCUGUUUCUCCAUCUUCUUAUCAGGUGCAUCCAGCAUAUCGGAUGUUCUGAUGUCCAUCGCUCGCCGAGGUCAUUUCCUACAAUCUGAGCGACGUUUGCUUAUCACAAUUACAACUUCAUUAUUUUCUCACCAUGUUGGACUAGCCAAUUCGUCGUUUCUGAUUGAUUUUCUCCCAGUUUUGUCACACUGUACUAUUGCCCACGGUCGAUCGGAUUGGCCAGGGUAAGCGGUGGUCACAUAGUCAGCUCUGUUUGCGAGCGCAGAACCACAGAUUGUAUUUUUACAAAGAACUUUUGCUUUGUUAGCUUUAAUUUGCCCCAUUUACUUCCAACAAUAACACCAACCCCGAAUCCGUUUCGUCUCGUUGAAGCGACCCACAUUUUCGUCCUCUCCGCAGUUCUCCCCCCUAGUUCAGUGUACGUGGUGACGCACUUUCGGUUCACACGAUAUUUUUCGUGUAGAUAUUCUGUGUAUGGUUUUCAUUUCUCUGUCUCGCGCACAGAAACCCAUUGUACAAAUGGUUUUGGGUAGUUUUUGUGUGAACCUUUCGCGACAUACUUCAACCCCCACCACAUACACGUCGCUAGGAUCAUCACUAGUUCCAUUUUUCGGGAACGAGUUGUACACAACAACACGUAGCCCAAAGCAAACAAUAUUUCUUUUGAUUCGGUUUCUGUUUCUGGUUUGUAUUGGUCGAUGAACCUGUCAGGACGUAACCUGAACCUCAUGAUUUCCCACUGGCCUUUCAGUGCGGUUGACAAUGGCGUUU
Molecule: messenger RNA, 3411 nt
Organism: Opisthorchis viverrini
Lineage: Eukaryota; Metazoa; Platyhelminthes; Trematoda; Opisthorchiida; Opisthorchiidae
Exons: 12
Coding region: 10-2550 (846 amino acids)
Biological process (GO): protein catabolic process; proteolysis
Cellular component (GO): mitochondrial matrix
Molecular function (GO): ATP hydrolysis activity; ATP binding
Source: RefSeq, a predicted model, not a curated record